AUGACAAACACAACCAAUCGGAUGAACCCAUUUCUCCUACCCGACAAGCUAACUCCCUUCUGCAUUGAGGAGGCAUCGAUUCUCAAGGAGGAGGAGGAGGAGGAGGAGGCAAACUCUGGUACCCCCUAA
Echinococcus granulosus is the source of this 129-nucleotide messenger RNA. RefSeq lists its product as hypothetical. The transcript is spliced from 2 exons. The record is from RefSeq and is a predicted model, not a curated record. The coding region runs from base 1 to 129 and encodes 42 amino acids. NCBI's taxonomy places the organism in Eukaryota, Metazoa, Platyhelminthes, Cestoda, Cyclophyllidea, Taeniidae.